This is a messenger RNA of Daucus carota subsp. sativus, 2910 nucleotides long. RefSeq lists its product as uncharacterized. Gene Ontology annotation, biological process: activation of GTPase activity. The transcript has 12 exons. NCBI's taxonomy places the organism in Eukaryota, Viridiplantae, Streptophyta, Magnoliopsida, Apiales, Apiaceae. The record is from RefSeq and is a predicted model, not a curated record. The coding region runs from base 183 to 2294 and encodes 703 amino acids. Gene Ontology annotation, molecular function: GTPase activator activity.
GGCCACUCCGGUUCGUGUAAUAAAUAUCAGAGAAUAAGGAAGAAAACCAAGUUGUGGGGAAAAACGGUACAAAUCGAAGAACGGCCCCCGGUCUGACGAUGAUCCGAUCUCUUUUUCCGAGAUCUCUGCACUUGUAACUUCACCACAGUUUUCAGGCUCAAGGGAGGCGGUACAACUGAGUGAUGUCUUUUGAGGGAGACAGUAAACAAUGGAUGUGUGGAAAAGGUCGGACAGUGAAUCUUCUCAAAGUCAGUUCUAUUGUUCGCGACAUUGGGGAGCCUCCUUGUCUUCACCAGUUACCUUUACAGGUUGUGACAGCUAUCAACAAGAUGCUUAAACCAGAAAAGUGGCAUGCAACCUUUGAUGAUGACGGGAAGAUUUUUGGUUUUCAGAAAGCAUUGAAGUCGAUUGUGCUUGGAGGUGUUGAUCCAACUAUAAGGGCUGAAGUCUGGGAGUUUCUCCUGGGAUGUUACACUUUAAGCAGCACAACAGAGUAUAGGAAGCAAUUGAGGAUUGCAAGGAGGGAACGGUACAAGGAUCUUGUCAAGCAAUGCCAGAUGAUGCAUUCAAGCAUCGGGACUGGAUCACUUGCCUAUGCUGUGGGGUCCAAAGUCAUGGAUAUGAGAACAAUGUCUAAAGAAGAUGGGACGAGUGAAGCUGAUGUCAGCAGUAGAAGGGCUUCCAAUAAUAAUAAUAUAGAAAAAAUAGAAACUUACUGUGAUUCAGAUUAUAAUUGUACAGAUACUUCACAUGCUUGCCCUAGAGAAAGCUCUAGUGAUUCAGUAGACCUUUCAGAUAUGAGAGAAAGCACAGAUGGUGCACCAUUUGAAUCUUCUUGCUAUAUACCUUCUUCCAGUUCAUGCAACUGCAGUUCAAUAAAACCAGGAAGUGCAGAGCAUGGUUCCUUAUUUGUAGCUGAAAGCUAUAGUGAUUUUCCACCUUUACCUGUCACAAAUUUGUUUGAGAAGAGCAGCAACAAUGAAAAGGUACCUCGGUCACACGAUGAUAGAAUUUCUGGCAGGCGUAAGUUGAGAUUUGAAGAUGAUCAUGUGUACAAUUUCCAAAUAAAUAACAAUGUUGAUUUAAUUAUGGAAUCCAAAAAAUCAUCAUCUAGUGACAUGCAACAUGGGGACCAGUCUGAAAUUGAAAUGGCUCACCCUGAUGUCUGUGAAUCAAUAUCAAGGUUUAGCGAUUCACUAUAUGAAGCAGAAAUAGUAAACAGACUAAGAGUCUCAGGUGCCUCUGAUGUGGCAGAUACAAAUGCAACCACUUCUCAGGGAGGUGCUGCUGACGAAGAAAAAGUAUCAGAAUGGCUAUGGACACUGCACCAAAUUGUUGUUGAUGUGGUACGCACGGAUAGUCACCUGGAGUUCUACGAGGACACAAAAAAUUUAGCUAGAAUGGCAGAUAUACUUGCUGUUUAUGCGUGGGUUGAUCCUGCGACAGGUUAUUGUCAAGGGAUGAGUGAUUUGCUCUCGCCCUUUGUAGUGCUCUUCGAGGAUGAUGCUGAUGCAUUUUGGUGCUUCGAAAUGCUUCUUAGGAGAAUGCGUGAAAACUUCCAGAUGGAUGGACCAACUGGUGUGAUAAAGCAGUUGCAAGCAUUGUGGCAUAUCUUAGAAGUCGCAGAUAAAGAGAUGUUUGCUCAUCUAUCACAUAUAGGUGCAGAGAACCUUCACUUUGCGUUCCGGAUGCUGCUAGUACUUUUCCGACGGGAGAUAUCUUUUAAUGAGGCUCUUUGUAUGUGGGAGAUGAUGUGGGCUGCUGAUUUUGAUGAAUCAUUAGCAUGUCAUUUGAACGAGUCUUGCCCGAAAUUGUUAACUAUACAAAUUCACAGAGAAUCAGUUGCAGAUACAGUAAAGGAAAGUAGCGAGCAUCACAAUUGCAGCUCCAAGGGGAGAUCACACAUGAAACCUAAAAGUCUAGAACAAUCAAUUUUAGAAAACGGAAUAAAAACUGUGCCAACACAUCCCUUUUGUGGGUUGACAAAGAACUUGUGGUCAAAAAAUGAUCAGUUCCAAAUCUGCACUAUUAUUUCUUCAACAAAAAAUGGUGACGAUGAAUUACCAGUUUUCUGUGUCGCAGCAAUUCUAAUACUGAACAGACAAAAGAUCAUCAGAGAAACCCACUCAAUCGAUGAUUUGAUUAAGAUAUUUAAUGAUAACAUGCUGAAGAUCAGGGUCAAGAGAUGUGUUCAAACUGCUAUCAAACUCCGAAAGAAAUAUUUCUACAAGUUGAUCAGAAAUAGGAGUUCGGCAGCACGAGCUGGUGAUGGUUCCUCUGUUUCCCAUGGAUGACCAGGGGUUGAGCUUGGGAUACCAAUUUUGAAUCAUGUGACAAUAACGUUCUUUUGUACUUUUAUAUUAGGAAAAUUAGAUACCAAAAUGCUUACAUGGGAUAGAGAGUCGCCCUCCCUUAUCUCCUGCAGAAUCUAACUACUUUAUUUCAAGGUACGGCUAAAUAAUGUAUAGAGAAUUUCUUAUGCGCAAAGGUAGAGGGGAAAGAAGAGAUGAUAAUAGCUGAAAGUCAGAUACAUGUUGAAUUUUCGGACAUCUUCUACAACUUUUUAGAUAAUAUCUGUACUCGGCAUCACUUCAGUAUGUACAUCCUACUACAACCCACCAUGUGCCCUUGCUAAGUUACUCCAGUUCUAGUUGAGUAUCCUCCACAUGAUCACUUCUCCAUAUUUCUUUGUUUCUAAUUGUUAUCAUUGCACCGUUUCUGGAUUGCAAUUAUUAAAGUAGAAUCUAAUGUUGUAUAUAAUAGAACACAACAAAUUUUCGAGAGUAAAAUGGAAUAGGUGCUUUCCAUUUUUUUUUAAUUUUUAUCUUUAUAGAAGUACUACAAUGUUACUCCAUCUUGAAUUCCCUCUUUCAAGAGUGAUAUGUUACCACUCAUAGAUGGCUUGUACUA